AUUCUGACCGUUCCUAGAAUAUGGCGCAGCCCUGUGUUUCGCGCAUGAGGAUUACAGGACCAAAACAAACUGUCUACAACGGGUUCUAGUCUAGCCAAACACAAAAUGUGGAAGGCGGAAGAAGAUUUCCCUCGUGGUGGUGCGCGUAAACAGAAGCCACAAGAGGAUGAAGGCAAAGGAGAUGAGAAUGAAGAGUUGCCUGUUAAAAAGAAUGCCAACAAGCAGCAGAAGGCAAUAAAAAGAAAGCGGAGUGAUAGUGAAUUGACCACUGUGUCCUUACCUCUGAAGAAAGUUAAAAAAAGGAGCUCAGAAGGCCAUGUUGGUGUCCCACUGCACCAAUGUCUCACCACAGAGUUGUGUGUCUUGGGAUGUGUGCGAGAAGCUCAUGAGUAUCAUGUGUCUGUUUCGCUGCCUGGCAACCGUUUGGCCACUCUGCCCAUUACUGAAAUAUCCCCAGCCUACACUCAGCAGUUGCAGAAAUUGGCCCAGUCUGCUGAACCAGAGAUAUCUGAGGACCUGAAACCCGUAGAUGAAAUGUUCCGCCCUGGCUUGCUGGUACCUGUUAAGGUGACCACUGUAGAAGAGGAUAAGCAAAAAAACAAGACGUUCGUGAAGCUGAGCUCUGUGCCGGCUUCCCUCAAUUCGUCCCUGCCGUUAUCGAGUCUAACAGAUGGCUUGCUUCUGUUUGGCAGUGUGUCUAGUGUAGAAGACCAUGGGUACAGAGUGGAUCUGGGCAUUAAAAGUCUUCAAGCUUUCCUUUCCUCCAAAGAUGCAGAGGCUUUUGUGCAGACUUAUAACAGUGGGGAGCCUCUAAGUGUUGGCCAGCCUCUGUGGUGUGUUUUGAAAAUGAAAGGCAAGUCCGGGAUAAAGGAGGGAGAAACUCGAGCUGUGAAUGUUACUGUUGAGCCUACACUUGUGAAACAAGCAACGCUCGAAGAGACAACAAGUUUAAACACAGUGCUUCCUGGUAUGAGGGUGAAAGCUGUCAUAGAAAAGAAAACAGACACUGGGCUGAUUGGGAAAGUUUACAAUUUUGAGGCUGUAAUUCACGGCUCUCAGGUGCCCAAGUCACCGCUGACAUACAAGGUCAAGGCCGAGGUUGAUGCCAGGGUUCUGUAUGUCCACCCGGUUACAAAAGUCUUACAGCUGACAGCUCUGCCAGAACUUGUAAACUCAGACGGAGGUGCGAUUGGCUUGUUUCAAGACCUGAGGGUCGGGAACAUUCUUGAAGCAAAAGUGUUGCGGCUGGACAAAAAGAAGGGGGUAUACUUCAGCCUGCCUAAGGGAGUGAGAGCAUUUGCAGCUCUGAGCAAAUUAACAGACAAGACCAACGAGCCAGAUAUCACAGCCUAUGCUGUUGGUGCGAGUCACCAGUGUCGAAUCCUGGGCUUCAACUUUAUAGAAGGUGUUGCCUUGGUGACUCUCAAACAGAGCAUCCUCUCUCAGAAGUUUCUGACAAUCCAUGACGUAAAUAUUGGUGAUGUUGUGGAGGCCACUGUGACCGAGGUGCAUUUGAAUGGAGUGGCUGUCACAUUGUCGAGAGGCAUCAACUCCUUCAUUCCUGGCAUGCAUUUAGCUGAUGUUCCCAUCAAACGGCCAGAGAAGAAGUUUGAUGCCGGCAUGAAGCUCAAGUGUCGUGUGCUAAGAAUAAACCAUCAGAAGAACAAGGUGAUACUUACACAUAAAAAAUCUCUUGUCAAAGCAAAGCAUCCAAUCAUCACGGAUUACUCGGAGCUCCGUCGCCAUAUGGAGCUGGAGGGAGUGAUCGUUGCUGUCAAAGAGCGAGUGGUCAUUGUGUCCCUGUUUGGUGAUGUCAAGGGUUUUGUCAGUAGGAAAUACAUGAGCACUGAGCAAGUGGAAGAUCCAACAACCCUGUUCUACGUGGGCCAAGUCAUUCGGUGCAGGGUGGUGUUCUGUGAUGCUGAACAGAAGAAACUUGUACUUUCUUUCAACUUUGGUACUUCAAAAGGGAAAGCAGACAGUGAUGUCAGUAGUCAGGACCAUUAUGAACUCGGAAAGAUUGUCAGUGCUAGAAUUGUGAGUCAGGAGGAAAAUGGGUAUCGACUGUCUCUUCACUCAGGGAAGGAAAUGGCGUUUCUGCCUUACUCUCAUCUGUCUGACUAUCGGGAGAUUCAGGAGCUGAGGAAGCAGGCCAUGAAGCCGAGACUGCAGCUGGAGAGAGUUACCUACUACUACCGCAGAAAGCAACCUAUAAUGACCAUGAAAGAAUGUUUUCUUCAGGCAGCACAGCAGAAGCAGUUGUUGGAGAACUUUGCAGACCUCAAAAGUGGCCAACUUCUUCCUGCUGUGAUCCAGAAUCAUGAAGACUAUGGCAUAUUUCUGGAGUUGGCUGCAGGUCACACAGGGUUGUGCCCCGCCAAGACUCUGACCAAUCUUCAGCCAGCAAAUCUUCAGGAGCUAUUCAAGCGGGGUCAGUCGGUCAUUACUCGGCUGGCAAAGAUUGACAGUGAGAAGGAAAGGUUUCUGGGCAGCUUACGAGUAGAUGAAUGUUAUGAAGGCGGCUUGGAGCAGCCCCUGACAUUGUUAAAGAAUUACCUCAAGUCCAGGGAAGACACCUUAGAUUUACUGUUUGCUGAACAUGAGGAGUUGUCCUGCUAUUCGGAUGUCAAGCUUGGGGACGUUGUGCAGGUCACAGUGUCGUCUGUGUUUAAGAAGGGAGUUUUGGGAGAGCUUCCAUCUGGAGCCAAGGCUUUGGCUACCAAAUACCAUUUCGGGGGUGUUGAGCCUAAGGAGGGACAAUCGUAUGAGGCCGUGGUGCUAUUUGUGGAUCCACUGACACCUUGUGUCGAACUUACAAUUGAGCCAAGGGUCGUCAGAGCCGUGAAGAACAGGAGGGAGAAUGUUAAGACUCAGCUCAAAGCGGAACAGGUUCUGAAAGGAGAUGUUCUCUUGGUAAAUCCAGAGUUCCUCUUAUUGGGACUAAGGGGUCACGGAGCUGGAAAAUUUGUUUUUGUUCCAGGGCGUAAACACAUGAAUGAUGUGGAAGCUAAUCCCAUGUAUAAAGUUGGAACCUUCACAGAUGUUGUGAUUAAAGAGGGUUUUGGGGACAGUCAAAUAGGAGUCCUCUUGAUGAAUGACCCAGCAGCAAAAGCCAAAGAGGAGGAAGAGCUGAGGAAACGGAAACAAGCCAUACACCAAAUCAAGCCAGAGACGUUUAUGGAAGCAAAGGUGAAGACUGUUCAUCCUCUCCAGUUAAAUAUCGCUGCAGGGAAUCUUCAUGGAAGAGUUCACAUUUCAGAGGCAGCAGAUGAUCUCAAACAAGGAGAGAACCCACUGCGUCGUUUCCACCCAGAGCAAAUGAUCAAAGUGCGAGUGAUCGGCUUAAGGGAUGUCAAGUCACAAAGCUACUUACCAGUGACCAAAGUCAAAUCAAGUCGCACAUUGCUUGAGUGUACGCUGAAAGAAAGCAAACUGAAAGGGAAGACAAAGGAGCUACUGGUGCCUGAGCUGGACCUGGCAAUCGGGGACCUUGUUUGGGUCUUUGUCAUCAAGGUGUCUGGCCACAAGGUGUGGGUACAGGUCGGGCUCUCUCAGCAGGGCUACAUUGACUUUUUCCGUGUGUCGGAGGACAUGUCUGUGGUCAAUGAUGCCACCAAUCGUUUCCUUCCUGGUCAAGCCCUGCUGGCAACGGUUCUGAACAAUGACGACUCGGACAAGCUGGUGCUGUCUCUUGUGGGUUCGGAUAUCAAGCUGGAAGUUGGCCAAAACGUGACUGCCCAAAUCUCUAGCAUGAAGACAGACACAUGCCUUCAUGUGAAGCUUCCCAGUGGUCGUCUGGGUGUGAUUCAGUCCAAGCCAUCCAUCUUGCAUGCCGUUGGUCAAUAUAUCCGCUGCCGUGUGGAGAGUGUAGAAGGGGACAUGGCCACACUCUCUCUGCUUGAAGACAGCAAAGGUCCUGUUGUUCAAAGAAAAAAACGUAAGAGGAAAUCUUCGGUCUCUGAAAAAACAGAGGAGGCGGAAAUCGAUCCAGAAAAGGCACUCAAGAAACAAAGACGGCUGAAAAAGAAGAUGAAGAAGAGGAGAGCUCAAGCUGAAGAGCAGAAGGAUAGUGGAGUGGACAUCAAUGAAAGUUCCUCAGAGGUUGAGGAAGAGGAAAACACUAGUGCUGCCGCAGUAGCUGCCUCAGUUACAACAAGUGAGGAGCCCUCAGAAGCACCCGCCCGACUGUCUCUGCCUGGCUUCUCAUGGGACGGACAGCUCCUGAAGGAACAUGGGGAGGAGAAUGGCGCCAGUGGAAAUGAAGAGGACGAUGAUGAUGAUGACACUGUUGCUCCUGAAUCUCUAAAAUCAAGAAAGAAGAAAAAGCGGGAGGAGGAGAAAUUAAUUCAAGAGUAUGAGAGGAACCAGCUGGAAGGUAACCUAACCCCUCAGACGGCAGCGGACUACGAGCGCCUGGUGCUUCAGUCUCCUCACAGCUCCUUGGUCUGGCUCCGCUACAUGUCGCACCAUGUGGAGCUCGGAGAACUGGAGAAAGCCAGGGCUGUGGCAGAGAAGGCUCUGGAAACCAUAUCUUUCAGAGAAGAACAAGAGAAGUUGAAUGUGUGGUUGGCAUACCUGAACAUGGAGACGAUCUACAGUGAGCCAAAGGAGGUGAAGAGACUGCUUGAGAGAGCUGUUCAGUACAAUGAGCCACUGAACGUCUACCUCAAACAGUGUGAGAUGUAUGUCAGUGCAGGGAAGACUGAGGAUGCAGAGCAGUUGUAUAUUGUAAUGACAAGAAAAUACAAGAAGGACAAGUCUGUGUGGAAGUCUUACGCUCAGUUCCUUUUCAAGGCUGAUCGCAUUCAAUCUGCUCGGAAUUUGCUUCAACGGUGCAUAACUGUACUUGAUAAGAAGGAUCAUGUUGAAAUAAUCACAAGAUUUGCAACACUGGAGUUCUCCCAUGGCGAUGCAGAGCGAGGGCGUACUAUGUUUGAGAACCUGAUUGCCAGCUACCCAGGUCGCACUGACCUGUGGUCUGUGUAUGUAGACAUGGUCGCCAAAGUUGGAGAUACUGAUGGGGCAAGACAUAUUCUUGAAAGAGCGGUUAAGCAGAAACUGAACUCGAAAAAAUUGUCCUUCCUGCUGCAAAAGUUUGUGCGAUUUGAGGAGAGUUACGGCACCGAGGACCAAGUUCAGCGUGUGAGAGAUAUGGCCGUGGAACUCAUGGACUCCUAGAUCUAUCGGCAGCUACACAGAGAUUUGCUUAAAGCAACAAGGUGUCAAAGUGAUGCUUUAGUCACUGAGGGGAGAAAAAAACUGAAGUGUAAUCACAAACGUUAAUACUGGUGGUAUUUUUUUUCUUUUGGUUUUGGUUUUAAAUCCAUUUACAGUCGAUACUCUCUAAAACGGCCUCCCAGUGUCAAGGACAAAAGGUCCGUCUUCCACAGUGUCUUUAUAAUGUAAAAAAAGAUCGAAGGGGGGGGGGGGGGGGGAGUGGCUGUUUGCACAGGUGAUUGUCUUAAUUUUUAUGGACUGCAGAUAAGCGCUUGUUGGUGACCCCACAAAAUCUCUAGCGAAUGCUUUUUGCCAUGGCUAAACUGUGGUCCCCUGAGAUUUACAGGACCGGUGCUCAUGAGCUCCCUUGGGUCAGCUGCUAGGUUGUUUGCACCGUCAUACAUUCAUACGGGCUUUCAGUGCUCUGAGUGGCACAAGUAGAGUGCACUCAGGUUCAUAGAGUUCAAAUAAUUUGGUUAUUCAUUACUUGUUCUUAAGGCCAUUUGUUAUUUGAUGGUAUCUCUGUAUUCAUAACAAGGGUAAACAUUUGUUCCAAUGCUGGGGUGUAUUAUAUAACGUGGACCCAAUAACCUGACUUUGAUGAUUAACCCUUAAAACCCUAUACCGCUAGUAACCGCUGACGCCCUAUUUUCAUAUACCGCUGGUUACCGCUGGUCGACUUUAUCGUUUAAUUCCCAGUGCUAGAAACAGGGGAUGUAACUCCAGAUGACUCUGUCGCGAGCAGAAAGUACCGAUAAUAGUCAUGAGAGCAGUUCUACACCGAAAGUUUGGAAAUUUUGCGCGUUUUUAAGAAAAAUUAGCCACUUUUCGCUGCCAGGCUCUUCAGGCCGCAAAAUUUUUGACAUUUUUUAUCCUAACCAGAUCCCAAUAAUGAUCUCCCAGUCGGAUAUAUCGAUAAAUAUGACAGCUGAAGACGAUUGCCAUGUUCUGCAUAACAUCGAUGAUGAUUUUGACGAUAGUGGAAUUGGCAGGGGAUCACCACUAAAGCUACCAGAGGCUAGAUCUACAGCUGGGUCUAAUAAUACUUUGACUGAAGUGGAGUCGGGGAUCACACACAAGACUUAACUCAUAGAGUUGGUCCUAAAAACCAGUGUUUUAACCUUUUCCCCCUUUGUUCAGACUGUGCAUUCAUAUAUAAAUAACAUUUUCAAACUUCAGUAAAAUCUAACAACAAUUAAAGACACAGUAAACAAAAUAAUGAACCAACCUAAUUUUUUCUAGCAUCUCAAUUUUAAUUCAGGAUUCUAGGGAGGUAUGAAAAAGAAGAAUUCAGGGUUUUAAGGGUGAAGUGAUUUGUCUAUUUCAGCAUGGUAAUAGACUACCAUAAAGAGCUAUAAAACUGGGCUUUGCUACUUUCAUUAGCCUUGCCUUAUUUGCAACAGCUUCAAUAAAGACAGUGGUCUUUGAGACAUGUGAGAAUUGUUUCUGUCCACACUAUUUCUUUUUUUUCUUUUUUCUCUUUUUCUUAUUUUUUGUGCAGUCAUUAUUUGGGAUUUUUAAAGUAGGUAAAUUUUACAGGUUUACCUAGUGUCAUUCAGUUUGAGAAGUGACUGGAAUGCAUUCAUCAAUCCAUAGGUGCUACAAGUCAUUGUCAUCUCUUUUACUUUUUAAAAAAAUAAAGAUUGGGUUUUUGUAAUUGUUGCAAAUAUUUUUUGACUGUCUUGACAUUGCAGUAAUAGCGCCAACAUUUGGAUGAACUCAUUCUGUAUGUAUUUACUCUUUUCUAUGAAUCGGUGUGUAUCAUAGUGUAUGUUUACCAGUACAUACAAUUUAUUGUUUUAAAAUGUUUGUUCUGUAUGUAUGUUUAUGUAGGGAAAAUUAAUCUGGUUUUGCUCCUCAUGUUUGAAACUCUAUUGUUGCACAGAAUUGAAAGCUGAAAUUAUGUGAAAUAUUAAAGGUUUCCUCUUGCUGGGGAAAGACAAAAGAAA
Molecule: messenger RNA, 7166 nt
Organism: Aplysia californica (California sea hare)
Lineage: Eukaryota; Metazoa; Mollusca; Gastropoda; Aplysiida; Aplysiidae
Product: protein RRP5 homolog
Exons: 39
Coding region: 106-5178 (1690 amino acids)
Biological process (GO): rRNA processing
Cellular component (GO): nucleolus; small-subunit processome; nucleus
Molecular function (GO): RNA binding; protein binding
Source: RefSeq, a predicted model, not a curated record